UCAAAACCGGGCGUUUCACCUUCUGAGCGAGUGGAUUCAGACGCGGUUUCGCUUUGCGGCUGUGGUUCGCAGCACCGACAGUGCUUCAUUCUUCAACGAGACUCUCUGUGUUACGGGAGACUGUAUCUAACAAGUUUAUUUUUCUAAUGAUUUGAAAGGUCUGUGAUACAUUAUGGCAGGAGAUAACCAGCAGUUCUGUUUAAGAUGGAAUAACCACCAAAGCACCCUGAUCUCUGUAUUUGAUUCACUUCUCGAAAGCGGUACGCUGGUGGAUUGCACUCUAGCCGCAGAGGGCCAGUACUUAAAAGCCCACAAAGUAGUUCUUUCAGCAUGCAGUCCUUAUUUGGAGUUACUACUAAGUCAGCAUUACGAGAAGCACCCCAUAGUUAUAUUAAAAGAUGUCAAAUUCCAAGAAUUAAAGUCCAUGAUGGACUAUAUGUAUAGGGGUGAAGUUAAUAUUACACAAGAUCAAUUAGCAACAUUUUUAAAAGCGGCCGAAUCGUUACAAAUUAAAGGUCUCUCAGAAAGUAGUGGAAGCACUGACGAUGCACGAGAUGUGGGCUCAACAGCAAAACGUCCGAGAGAAGAGCCUCCGCCGCGAAGGCCCGUUCCCCCCCACCCCCAAGCCAGAUUACCUCAUUCAUCAGGUCUUACCAUCGAACCACGCAGGUCCAUUCCUCAUUCUUCAGAAAUGGCGCCCGCAAGUCCUAUGAAAUCUAGAGAAGGUAGUACCUCACCAGUUGCUAGGAAACGCCGAAGACGUAGGCCUUCAGGCGGUGAUGAUGCGUCUAACGCAGCCUUAUCUGAUAGUCAACUCGAUACUAGCAACUCAUGUGAUCUUCCACCCGUUUCUAACCAAGCACAAUCUACUCCCAUAAGUGUUCCUAGCAUUCUCGCCACACCGUCUGCCUCGAAUAAUCAAUCAGAAUCCGACCAACCCUUAGAGACUGAAGCAUUGAGUAGGUUCCCUAACACAACUGGCAGUGAACUUAUGGUCAAAACUAAGAUGGAACCUAAUACUGAUCAACUGAUAGAGCCCAAGACUGAGUACCUGGAAGACAUCAAUAAUGAAGACAGUGUAGAAGAUCUGACCUUAGAUGACGACGAUGAGAUGCCUGGUCCUUCACAUGCUGAUGGCUCCAAUCAAAACUUUUCUCAGUGGCAAAUGGCGGGUGAUAGAUCAACAGACGAAGUAUUUAUGGCAGCGCAAGAAGCUGUUGGUGCUCAUAGGGACUCACAAGAUACCGAGAGUAAUUUGAUCGUAGAGCAAGUCUUCUCUUACGUCGAUUUUCCUGAGUGCAAGCCGGAACUGGACGAUUUUACAAAGCUGCUUCCAGGAUCUGAACAACUAGCGUGGGACUAUGAAGGACUUGAACACGACUGUGAACAGGAAGCAGGAGUUGGCGCAGCAGAAGACUCCAUUUUGGGGAUGCCCGAGCCCGCUGUCGCGGAACCGGAGGAAGAACCCUUCUACGCCCCAGUUCCAGUUCUAAAUGGAUGGCAUCGCGAGAGCUCUCUUCGGUCGAUGUUGUCCGAAACCCCUGAAGGCCGCUCCAUCCUCAGCUCAUACGAUAGAACAAAUAAUCUAACCGUCGAAGAUAAGAAGGUGCUCACACAUAUAAUAAUCGCCAAAGAAAUAAAUCGCAAUGGAUCGGACAAAAUCUCAGCCUCGAGACUGCGGGAGCUAGCGGAGGAAGUCUGUGUUUGUUUCCCCACAGAGGUGGUGGAGCAUUGGUACGCAGGUCGUGAUGCUCAACGCUCUUGGAGCAGAGGGAAACUUUACGAGAAGUACAAGCACGCGGUACGCAGUGGAAAUUGGCAAUCGCUUCGGAAUUAUGGAAACCCGAAACUGAAGAGGGGAAAGAAGACGAAUACCACUUCAUCCAAGUUACCAAGAAUGGAAGAGGGAGUUGCGAUCAAAGAUGACAAACCCGACAUCGGUGUACCCGAUUCGAAGAGCUCUAAGACGGAAGAAGAAGAAGAAGUGAGAGACUCUAAGAUUGAUUUAAGAUCAAUGCUCUCGGAAAGCCGCACCGGCCGCAAAAUUUUACGCUCUUACGAGAAACAGAAAAGUUUGAGCGAGUUGAGCCGGAACCUGCUGACAAUUUUCUUGAUACGCUCGGAGCUGAACGGUCAUCUCUCGGUCAAAAUUCCCCCCGAGCGAUAUCGCGAAAUGGCCAAGAGCGUCUGCGAAUGCUUCCCGACCGAGAACGAGACGGACUGGUUCCGACCCAGGAGGGUCCGUCAGGAUGGAGUCGUCGUCCAGCAAAUGGGAAGACUCUACAAUAAAUACAUAUAUUAUAAGUACGCGCAGAGAGCAAUCAAGGACGUACGCCAUGGAGUCCUUGCCAAAAGUUUAUUCCUCAAGCAGAGUCCUUGCAAGAAGCGGACUGGUUCGAACCCUGAGCGCAAGAAGGAGCCAGAGUUGGCUCCGGAAAACAGCGUUUCAAAGCCUUCCAAGUCUGAAAGUACACUCGCCAAAAAGGUAGAGGAUUCUGGGAACGAUCUGAGAUCACUGCUAUCUCAAAUCCCACAAGGCCAACGGAUUUUGAGCUCAUAUGAUGAAGAAAAGCAACUGACCGAGUCGGAUCGGUGCACGUUGACAAUCUUGUUGAUUCGUAUGGAACUCAACGGCACAAUAUCCACCAACAUACCCCCAGAGCGUUUCCAAGAGAUCGCUCGAGAAGUUUGUCGAUGCUUUCCGACCGAAGUGGAAGAGGAGUGGUACAGACCCAGGUCGCUUGGUCCCCAUUUUAGCAGGCUCAACGCCAGCGGAAGACUGUACGCUAGAUAUCUGUAUUAUAAGUACCAAAAGAAAGCCAUCCGAGACAAACCCAAUGAAGAAGUGGUUGAGGAAAUACCAAUUAAAUCAAUUAGAAUAGAGAAUCGGACUGAGCCACAAUUUGAACGCAAGAGAGGACCCGGACGGCCGCUGAAUAAUAAUAAUUUGAAACAUUUGAAGCCGAGAAAGGAACCGGAACACGAGGCAUGUGAUUCUGGAAACGAACUGAGAUCGCUUCUGUCUCAAAUCCCCGAAGGCCAGCAGAUUUUAAACUCCUACAAUGAUUCGAAUGAGCUAACUGAAGGAGAUCGGAAAACGCUGUCAAACUUGUUGAUUCUCAAAGAACUGAAUGGUGAUGCAUCUGCUAAAAUAUGCCGAGAACGGUUCCGAGAAAUCGCUCGAAAUAUCUGUAGUUGCUUUCCGACCGAGCUGGAAAGAAUUUGGUACAAGCCUAGGGUGCGUUGCAGGAACGGAACCUACAUAUAUCCCUCGGGAAAACUGUAUCAAACAUGCAUGUAUUACAAAUAUUCCAAGAAAGCAGACACCGAUAAACGUGUUGAAGAAAAGGCCGAGGGAAUCUCUGAAAAUCAAAAUCGAUUGAAGAAUCUGACUGAGCCCCACCCUGAACGCUCUGAUUCACGCCCUGGACGCUCUGACUCACGCCCUGAACGCUCUGAUUCACACCCUGAACGCUCUGAUUCACUCCCUGAACGCAAGAAAAGAAAAGGACGGCCUCCGAAGAAUAAUAAUUUGAAACAUUUCAAGCUAAAAAAGAAACGGGUCCCUAACGAGCUGAGAUCACUUCUAUAUCAAAUCCCUGAAGGCCAGCAGAUUUUGAACUCGUACAAUAGUUCGAACAAACUAACAGACACAGACCGGAAAACUCUGUCCAUCGUAUUGAUUCGCAAGGAACUGAACGGCGAUGUAUCUACUCAGAUUUCCCCAGAGCGGUUCCAAGAGAUCGCUCAGAAUGUCUGUCGUUGCUUUCCCACCGAGGUUGAAAAACAGUGGUACAGACCUAAAGGGCGAUGCAAGAAUGGAGAACGUCAACCCUCGGGAUGGCUCUAUCGAAAAUAUGUGUAUUAUAAAUAUUACAAGAAAGCGAUCAUCGACAAAGACGUUGGAGUAGUAGCGGAUGAUAUCUCUAUAGAUGAAAAGGGAUCAGAGAUGCUUGAAUCAGGCAGCCUAGAACGCACGUCUUGAAAGAAAAUGCCAACUAUUUUUUCGUUCCUUGAGAUUAUUUUUAGACGAAAUUGACGCUGCUCAAAAUUGUUUUACUUCUCUCUUACUGCCUUUUUUAAACAAUAUAUUUGUUUUUAAAUUUAAUGGUUAUUUUGUUUACCCGCUAGUUAUAAUAUUCAUUUAUUAGUGUUUGAUUGCGUUAAUGAGUCGCUAGUGUAAUACUGAUGUUCGUUCCUAUUUUUGGAAACUUAAAUGAAUUUCAUGCCCGCAUGCCGCCGUUUUAAAUUCACUGUCUUCUUUUUCAAUACCUUAUGUCCCUUUAUCAACGUCUCUUUUCUCAUAUAACAUUUUAUCUCAAGACUAAUGUUAGUCCGUGAAAUAUUUUUUCAUGUGUGUUUUAC
This is a messenger RNA of Bemisia tabaci, 4365 nucleotides long. RefSeq lists its product as uncharacterized. Gene Ontology annotation, cellular component: nucleus. Gene Ontology annotation, molecular function: protein binding. The record is from RefSeq and is a predicted model, not a curated record. Gene Ontology annotation, biological process: regulation of transcription by RNA polymerase II. NCBI's taxonomy places the organism in Eukaryota, Metazoa, Arthropoda, Insecta, Hemiptera, Aleyrodidae.